AUGAGCAAACAAAGAACAUUCCCCAUUACUGAGUACACCCGUGUCACCAAUGGCUCCUUCGUCCACGAUUUUAUGCACAAGGAGAUCGAAGCUGGUCACCUGUCAGUGACACUGUUCAAUAUCACCAACGCCGAGCGGUUCAUGGCUGGAGAGGACGAGAAACUGAAAGUCGAAGAAGGCGUAACGUCACAAAUGAGUUCUUACCCUUACUGGACGCGAGUGGCCCUUGAUCUAGUUAUCAAGCAGUUGAAGUCCGAGCCUAUCGUAACCAAGGACGUACACUCCUACCUCUGGGGCUAUGAAGACAAUCUAUUGUCCUUGGCUCAUGCGGUUGCACCUGGUUCGUUCCAGUUUAGUAAGAUCGGCAUCUUGGACAGGCUGUACGACUCAAAGAACUUGAAUAUUUUAGAAGCAUCCAUAAAAGAUGACGACAAAUUUAUGAUCAAAAAACGGAAUGGGAAAAUUAAAUUGCAAAUGUCACCUAUGGUCGACCCUGAAGAUUGUGAACUGUGUGACACCUUUGAAAACAGUUACGAAGGAGUAGGAUAUCCUACUGGAUUAACUCCAGAAUUUCCCAUCCGUCUCUACAGAAUCGGCCUUUGCAGAAUCUUAGACAUGGAAUACCACGGGCAGAAGCAAAUGCCUUACGGGGCUGAAGCUAUGGUGUACCAUUUCAGUGAAAGCUUUUACUCAUUAAAUCAUAGCAAGCAGAAUGACGGCGUUUUGGAUAUGUCAGAUUGUUUCUAUGGUACUCCCCUCGCAAUAACAAAACCGCACUUCCUAGACAUGGACCCGGCAAUGUACUCUCGCAUAGACGGCAUGAAACCGGACGAGAAAUACCGAGGAUGGAUCAGUGUGGAACCGAAAAGCGGCAUGCAGGUGGAAACUGAGUUCUCCCUGCAAAUGAACCUGCUGAUUAAGGACAUCAGCCACAAUGCGAAGACGCGUCACUUCUCCGACAUGAUUUUGCCUAUCUGCCACUUGAAAAUUGUUCAGCCGCCUUUACCCGAAGAAAGCAAAGAUAUCCUGAACAAAAUGUAUGGCAUGGGAUCUUAUUUAUUUACUAGCCUCAAAAUCUUCUUAUUUAUACUUACAUUUAUAUCUUGGUAUAGCUUCUUCAAAAUACUUAAUAGAAAUAAAAUAACAUCGAAAGAUGUUUUAAAAGGUAUGGAGAAAGGAAUGUUCUACCAUAGGGCAGAUACAGAAAAAACAGUUGGCAAUAGAGACGUGCCGUUGAUGGCAUCAGAGAACGGUUAUAACAAUAAUGACAAAGUUGAUGCAAGUAAAAUUGUACAAUUUAAUAAUUAAUUUCACAUAUCACUUAUUGUCAUAACGAAAAUGUUAAUUAAUAUUUAAGAAAACGUCUGAUAUAAACAUUUAGUGUACAGUGUAUUUAGUGUAUAAGUAAAAAAAGUUGCCAUCCGCAAUAAAAACAAAUAUCUUUUAUACUAAACACCAGAUUACAUAACAUUGCAUUUACCUACUUACUCCGCUGGCUCAGCGGCCUGAAAUGGGUCUUCGCCUCCGAUACUAGAUAACGCCAGUGCGCCCUUUCUUGCGCUGUUUCCUCCCAGUUCUCUGCAUCUUUUUCCACGUCGUCCCUCCAUCGGUAUUCGGGCCGACAAACCUGUCGUUGACCACUAUAUAUAUAUAUUUUUUUUUUAUUUAUUUAUUUAUUACAUAAAAUUAUACAAACUAUGUUUAAAAACAAUGUAACAUAAACUGUAGGUUUUCCCGUACAUCGUUAUAUUCGUCGGCGGUAGUCUGACUGUGUUAAUAGUAAAGCGGGUAGAUUUUUGUUUUGCUCAUACCUAUGUUUCUUUUGUAUUAAGUGCGAAUGGUUGGUGGUGUGCGUAGUGUGAUUCAACUUGAGUGUGAAUGAAUAGAACGUCUCAUGUAGACCCUUUUCACUGCCCUAUAAGCUGGCUUCCUUUCGGGGUGUCCGAGCCACCGGAGAGUUGCGGGCUUGAUUUCUCCGAUAAUAUUGGGCUCAGAUAAGUUGUCCUCCAGCUUCUGGUUCUUUCGGAUCUUUCAGCUAUCAUCUUCCGUCUGCAUUGUCCCAAAAUCCUACGGAAGAUUUUUGUUUCUGCGACAAGAAGCUUAUUCUCUUCUCAUUAAUGUUAUUUUGCCAGUGAUAUCUCGCGUUCCCUGCAUUAUGUAUUUAUAUACUUGUAUCGCAGGGACUUAACAUAAAUACGUCUUGUAACUUCGCAAUGGGGCACACAGUUUGUAAAUAAGUAGUUGUAAAAAUAAUAAACUAUUAUCAACAUUAAAAUGACACUAACAUGUUUGUGCGUUAUUUAGAAAGUAAAUAUUCGUAAUUUAAUUAAUAGAAACUAUUUUUCAUUGUGUGCGUAUGCGUGCGUGCGUGUGUGAGUGCGUGUGCUUGUGUGCCUGUGUGUUCAUUGUAUAGAGUAUGUGGCAAAAAAGGCAAAAGACGUGUUUGCAAAAGUGGUUUGAACUGGGCAUCUGUAAGCUAAUAAAUGGUCAAGAUCAAAAUUAUUAGUUUGGGAGCGACGAUGCCACACACAGAUAGAUGUACCUACAAACUAAGAGCACACGACGCGUUGCGUUGGUUCGAUGGUUGUAACUACAUAUAAAUUAGAACACUACAUGACAAAACGCGUGAGACAAAGCUGAGAGAGGUGGCUGCGGUGCGUAAUAAGCGACUGUCGCCGUGGCGACCCCGCAAUGCACCGGUAUCGCGCGUGUGGCAUCGCUCGAAGGCUUCAAACUUGUAACUCCCCUCUUUUGCGUCGAGGAUUAAUAAACAAAAAAAAAUUUGAAAUUUUUCUUCCUGGACCUAAAGUCACGUUUUGUUCUUUUUUUUUUCAAACAAAAUAUAACUAGUUCCAUUUACAAUACGUAGGAAUCGCCAGAGUUGGUACAAAUGAAAAAAGUUCAAUGGCUUGAAUUGUUUUUCACUUGAAAUAAUGCAUUAUUUAAAUCUAAAUAAUGUUACAACAUUUUAGAAUAAUUUACUGCUGUCCGAUGACGCAAAUAC
Hyposmocoma kahamanoa is the source of this 3004-nucleotide messenger RNA. RefSeq names its product scavenger receptor class B member 1-like. Lineage: Eukaryota; Metazoa; Arthropoda; Insecta; Lepidoptera; Cosmopterigidae. The transcript has 8 exons. Gene Ontology annotation, cellular component: membrane; cytoplasm. The record is from RefSeq and is a predicted model, not a curated record. Bases 1 to 1308 code for a protein of 435 amino acids. Gene Ontology annotation, molecular function: scavenger receptor activity.